This is a messenger RNA of Plasmopara halstedii, 615 nucleotides long. Its product is annotated as gtp-binding protein variant. The transcript is spliced from 9 exons. Gene Ontology annotation, molecular function: GTP binding; GTPase activity. The record is from RefSeq and is a predicted model, not a curated record. The coding region runs from base 1 to 615 and encodes 204 amino acids. NCBI's taxonomy places the organism in Eukaryota, Oomycota, Peronosporomycetes, Peronosporales, Peronosporaceae.
AUGUCUCGAGACUAUGACCAUUUAUUCAAGCUCGUGCUGAUUGGCGACUCGGGCGUCGGUAAAUCUUGCCUUUUGCUACGCUUUGCGGAUGACGCUUUCACAGAAAGCUACAUCACCACUAUUGGAGUAGAUUUCAGAUUUCGCACAGUGAAGAUUGACAACAAGACCGUUAAGCUACAAAUUUGGGAUACGGCUGGGCAAGAGCGCUUUCGUACUAUUACAAGUGCGUAUUAUCGUGGUGCUGACGGUAUUAUUAUGGUCUACGAUGUCACCAGUCAGGAAUCGUUCGAUCACGUUAAUGACUGGCUAAGUGAAGUGAACCGAUAUGCAAGCGAGGGUACAUGCAAGCUUCUCGUGGGCAACAAAAGCGAUAUCAAUGACAACAAGGCGGUGUUGUAUGAGACGGCCAAGGCUUUUGCUGACAGCUUGUCGAUUCCGUUUCUAGAGACAAGUGCUAAAAAUGCGCAAAACGUAGAGGAGGCUUUUUUGACAAUGGCUUCUGAAUUGAUCGCGAUUCGUGAAAUGGUUGGCGAAUCCAAUCGGCCCACAGGCUCUAAGUUGUUGGACAAUGCUAAAAGCGGCGGCAACAAUAAUGGAUGCAUUUGCGACAUAUAA